GCGCGGGCGGCGGCGGCGCUGUGCAUGCCGGGCGCGGGGCGGCGCGGGCAGGAAGCGCUCGCUCCCGGCGGAGCCGAGCCCAGCCCAGCCCAGCCCAGCCCGUGCGCGGCCGACGGCGGGGGCGGGCACUGCCGUGCCGGUGCCGCUGGGGCUGGGGCACGGCGGAGUGCCGCGGCGGAGGCAGCGGCGGGAUGGGGCUGGCUUCCUGAAGCGGGGGGAGGGCGGGAGGGGGCUGGUUUUGCAUUUCGGUCCCUCUCCGCCCCCCUCCUGCCCCGCGCUCCCAAGUUAGCCGCUCUGCCGCGGCCCCUGCGGAGCGACUGGCUGCGGGCUGCCCCUGCCCCGCUCCCGGCGCUGCCCGCGGCGGGGCGGGCGGGGAGCCGAGGCGACCCGAGGAGCGGCCCGCCGCCCCCGGGAGUCUCUUCUCCGGGGGAGCAGCGGGGGGAGGCGGCUGGCACAGGCGCCGGGCUGCGCCGCCCGCCCCCCGGCACCGCCGCCGUCUGCCCAGCGCCGGCAGCCCCGGGAGAUGGUGACACAUGAAGCGUGCGGGAAGGACCAUGGUUGAGAGGACCAGCAAGUUCUUGCUGAUCGUGGCCGUCUCGGUGUGCUUCAUGCUCAUCCUGUACCAGUACGUGGGGCCGGGGCUGAGCCUGGGCUCUCCCAGCGGCCGCUCCUACUCGGAGGAGCUGGACCUCUUCCCCACGCCGGACCCGCACUACGUGAAGAAGUACUACUUCCCCGUGCGGGAGCUGGAGCGGGAGCUCGCCUUCGACAUGAAGGGCGAGGACGUGAUCGUCUUUCUGCACAUCCAGAAGACGGGCGGCACCACCUUCGGCCGCCACCUGGUGCAAAACGUGCGGCUGGAGGUGCCCUGCGACUGCCGGCCCGGGCAGAAGAAGUGCACCUGCUACCGCCCCAACCGCCGGGAGACCUGGCUCUUCUCCCGCUUCUCCACGGGCUGGAGCUGCGGGCUGCACGCCGACUGGACCGAGCUCACCAACUGCGUGCCCGGGGUGCUGGACCGCCGCGAGAGCGCCGCCGCCAAGGCGCCCAGAAAAUUUUACUACAUCACACUGCUGAGAGACCCCGUAUCUCGUUACCUCAGCGAGUGGCGUCACGUCCAGCGAGGAGCUACGUGGAAGACAUCCUUGCACAUGUGUGAUGGCAGGACACCAACUCCUGAAGAGCUGCCGUCGUGCUAUGAAGGCACGGACUGGUCCGGCUGCACGCUGCAGGAGUUCAUGGAUUGCCCAUAUAAUUUGGCCAACAACCGCCAAGUGAGGAUGUUGGCUGACUUGAGCUUAGUGGGCUGCUACAACAUGUCUUUCAUCCCAGAGAACAAGCGAGCGCAGAUCCUGCUAGAGAGCGCAAAAAAGAACCUCAAAGACAUGGCCUUCUUCGGCCUGACGGAGUUCCAGAGAAAGACUCAGUACCUGUUCGAGAGAACUUUUAAUCUGAAGUUCAUCAGGCCCUUUAUGCAGUACAACAGUACGCGGGCAGGUGGGGUGGAGGUGGACAACGACACCAUACGGAGGAUCGAGGAGCUCAAUGACUUGGACAUGCAGCUCUAUGACUAUGCAAAGGACCUCUUCCAGCAGCGCUACCAGUACAAACGGCAGCUAGAGAGGAUGGAGCAGAGGAUAAAGAAUCGGGAAGAGAGGCUUCUUCACCGGUCCAACGAAGCACUUCCCAAGGAAGAGACCGAAGAGCAAGGACGCUUGCCCACUGAGGACUACAUGAGCCAUAUUAUAGAGAAGUGGUAGCCUAGGCAGACUUUUAUAUUAAUGAGAUUCUAGGGUUUCCAUAUAAAAGAUCAUGGAAGUAAAAUUAAAAAAAAAACAACAAAAAAUAUUUUAUUUAAAAGCAAGUCUGUAAAACAGAAGAUAGAUUGCUUCCUUAAGCAUAGGGUCUUUUUACUGUUUCUUACAAGACCGACGAGAUUCUUAAAAAAAUAAAUAAAUACAUAAAAAUAGGAAAGGGUCAAUACCAUAAUGCAGAAGUAAAAAAUGCACAAAUGCAGUUACCCACUCUUAGGGCCAAAUACAAAAGAACGUUUCUUAUCCUCCCAAUUCAGAAAUAAAUGACAGAAGUAGGAUUUUUUUAAAAUCUGUUUAUCCCCUGAGCAUAAUGAUAUGAAGAUGCAUAAUUAAAAAACAAGAAAAGGGAGGUUUUCUUCUGUGGAUAUUUUUGGAGGUGGGAUGGAAAUUGUACUGUUUGUGAGUAAAUGGUAACAGUGACUACGUUGAGGCUGUGCUAUCCUGUCAGGCUGUGAUCUAAGCACAAGGAUAGUUGCUCGGUUUCAGCUGGCAGCCACUGCCAGAAAAUAGAGCAUCAUAAAAAUAAAAGAAGAAGAAAAACAUCAGAGGAUGAGAAACAUUAAAGCAAAUUGACUGUGGCCUGGGAGAUGUACUUAGCACAGUGGUUUUGAUACAUUGCACUGGUAUCACAUAUGCAUAUGCAACUUCACCAUAAAAAUAAGAGGGAAUUCAUGCACAAAGCUCCCCAGAUUUGCUUCGCAGGCAGGUCCCAAAACAAGUUAAAAGCCAACCAAAUUCCACAUAGGCUCAGACAUGCCAUUCAUCACCCCACACAGCUGCAGUUCAUGCCUUCAUCAGUAUAACACGUUAACAGCACGUGCAAACCCUAUCCUACGUAUUAAACAAGGGAGAGCAAGUUAAGUAGCAAUAGUCCCUCAUACAUCUGCAGGACCAGUUCCAGGGAGACCCUGCAAAUACUCAGUCACUAAUGGCAACAUGAUGAAGGGGUGAUUUUGUUUUGUUCGUUGCUAUAUAAAAUAAGUAACUACAACAAACAUAUAUAUGUACCCAUAUCUGCAUUUUUAAAGUCAGUUUUACUUGUUUUUAUCAAGAAAUAAUGCAUAUCAGCCUAGUUCCAGUGAAGUCAGUAGAACUGGUUUCAAUGGAAACAGGAUGGGGCUCUAUUCCAGGGCCGUAAAAAUUUCUGACUAUGGGUCUGAAUAAAUUAUGAGACUGUGAACAUUGUCUUUCGGCAGAAUGCCUAUUCUGCAGCUCUUUCUUUAGAUGAACAAGCUGGGUUCAUAAAACUGGAAGGGGGAAUCAUGGAAAAUGUUUUCUUAGUCUCAGCUCACUUUCAAAGCAGAACUUUCUUUCUCUUUUAAUGCCAUUUUUUAGGGACUCAUGUAAGUUUAAUCCUCCAAUGUGGUGACAGUCUAACCAGGUUCAGUUUACUGGCUUUUGACUCACAGAACAAUGCCUUCUCUAACUCCUCUUCCCACUCACCAAAUUAAAGUAUGGCUUAUUUUCUUGCUGUUGCAAGCACUUCUUUGUUCGGCUGGAAGCAUGGAAAUGAAGCAGUUUUUGCCUGCUUCGUGUCUCACUCCAUUACUACUCAGCCUCUAAGGCCUGAACCGACUAUUGUUUAGGGUAAAGUAUGAAUCAAAUGGAAUAUGAUCUGAUUUUCAAAGGCCCUGUUAACUAUAGAUCAAAUACGGCAUUGAAAUCGCAGGAGAGGCAGAGUGAUGAUACAUUCAGCUUCAGCAGUCGUUUUUACAGAGCCUCCCUUUCUCAUCACACAAAUCCACCCAAGUGCUGCUUGUUUGGUGUUUUAAUUCGCUCUCUGCCUCUAUACACUGUUCCCAGCAGUUUCAAAUUGAGACCAAGUUUUGCGAAGGAGCUGGCUGCCCUAAGUGCUGGCACUGCCUUGUUUCUUCUGCCUACACCCUGGGGGCUACACCUUGCAUUUGGAGAUGUUCUUCUCCAAAAGGGUGAAAUGACUAAAAGCUUCAGAAUAGAAAAUACAAACAGCACACUGAGUGAGUUAAAAUACGGCCCUGUUACAGCCCUGAUCCAAAGUCCAUGGAAGUCGAAAGAUGUAUUUCCCAUCGAUUUCAGCUGGAUUUUGAUCAGGUCUGCAGCCUGAUGCUGCAAAGCGCAUAAGCACAUGCUCAUCUUCAAGCACAGGGAGACACUGUUACCCAUGCUUUUGGCUGUUACCAGUGAUUGCCCGUGGUGUUGCUGUCCUUAAGGGUCUGUCAGUGCUUCUGUCAAAAACUGGCCCCUGUUUCCAGAGGUGUGUAACUUGGCCAUGAGCAUUUGCUCCUAGCUGAAAAGUGAGAAGCAAAAUGAAGCGAUUUUCAGAUGUUGGCUUGGGGGCAGAGGAUAUUACAAAUCCAUUUGUUCAUCUCUGAAUUCCAGGACUGGGAGGAGCUAUGUUUGUUAGUUCCCAGCACUUUUAUGUGUUGCUGUAACUAAAGAAAACAUUUAUAUUUAAAAAAUGCAAUUUUACGGGCUAUUUACCCAGAAAACCAAUACACGGGAUAUAAAAAGCAACUGUUUUAUAUGCACAGUUUCCAACUUUACGCAGAGGCUUUUCACUGUGCAUUCUGUGUUAUGGACCCAUAAUGCACAAAUGGUUACCACAGCUAACCCGGGUUCAGAGCGCGCAUCGGAGCAGCUCCGGGAGAGGGCAUGCUGCGGAUGCUCAGGCAGUACUGCGUAUGCUGGUGCUGACUUCUGAGAUCAGUUCUGUACUGAAGGCCAAAUUCUGCUCUCAUCUACCAAAGGGUGACAAUAAAUGGGACUGUGUACAAUCAACACUGAUAACAUAAUUUGGCCCUGUGUGCCUGAGUUGUUUCUGUAUUAUGGGCUCUAAGUAACCAGCUGGAUUUUAAUGGAUCUAUCUGCCGGGCGCUCUAAAUCAGAGGGAGCCUCUGACCCUAGAAGCAUGUCAGUAGAAGACCUUCUUCCAACAUUUUCUUUGUAAUAUAUUACAGUAACAAGCAAAUGAAAUGAAACUACAGAGUCUUGUUAACAGUUUCACUUCAACCCAUAAGAGGAGGUCUGACCUCAGCUCAGCACUGAGGCAGAAAUCUCUAUAUUUGAAUCCUGCUCCUGGCAAAUUUUUCAGUUUUUCCGCCUGUACAUUAGGAAUAACAAAUUUACGCAAUGUAGAGGUACUGCAAGGUAUAAGAAGUAAAGGUCGCUUUGGAUUCUAAGUAUGAUUCUAAGUAUGAACAUAGGAAACGGAGAGAGGUGACCCAAAAGCCAUCACUCCUCCUGGCUGCUGUGCCAGUCUGUUUAAGGCUGUAGGCCAUGCUUUAAUUUAUUGUAAGUGCUAUGUGCCAGAGCACAGGUUGCAGGACAUACUUGGCACUAUUUUCUUCCUUUAGUGGGUUUAAGGGAACUUUUUUAACAUAAUGUGAAUGUAGUUUAUUGUGAUUUUAUAUGUACUACAGUUUGAAGUGGUACCAUUUCUUUUUCUUAUUUUAGGACUGAUUAUUUGAUGCUACAAUAACAUGAAAAAUGUAUGUGUAGUUUUAAAAUGAAUGGAGAGCAAUGGCUUUAAGGCACUCCGGUGGAAGUAGCGGCCAGAUAUUACAUUCUUGUUAAAUAUAUGCCCCUUUCUUCCAGUAUGUUUUUCCUGAGACUUCCAGAUACACUGAGACCUUCGCUACAUGAACUGUUUCUUCAUGGGGCCAGUUGGUGCUUCAUGAUCCAGGUCAGGAUAGGUGAGUUAUUGGUAAAGUCAGGCAAGUACAAGAUGGUGACUUCUCACUGAAGUUGCUGAGAUAGUUCCCCUCGAAUUCACAUUUUGCCAGGCGCUGUGACACUUCAGUGCUUGUCCAUCCGCACAGUCUUUCUGCUCUGGUUCCCAGGACAGCCCAUGAGAAGUCUUUGCAAUAGCUGGGACUGUGCAAGGUGUUUCUAAGGGUUUACACAGUCAGUAACAUUAGUGCGAGUGCACAUUUUGGACAGCCAGUUGUCUGGUGCCCAGCCAAAAAUGAUGGGCCUUAGCCUGUGCCGCCGUACGCUGUGCUGACCCUUGCACACCUGCAGAAGAGGGGUGACGCUCCGCAUGGAGGAGUCCCAGCCAGAUUCCACACCUGCUUUGGGUAGGUGGAGAAGACAACACGCUGCACAGCUAAGAGGAGGGAGGUCUUUUUGCUUUUAGUCACCUGAACAGUGUUAAUGUCAUUGUUCGAUGGGUGUUCUUACUGAAAACUACUGUUUGUUGCUAGUUUGUCUCGUCCCACCUGGCCCCACUGAAGGAACCUGUCUCCCAUACAAGCACUUGCCAGGCUGUCAGGUGUCACCUUGUACCCUGGUAUGGUUGUGGACCCAGGCUGUUGCUGGGUACAAAGUCAUUGAGGAAAAGUUCGCAGCAAAGGAUCUGUGUGGAUUUCUAGCACGCUUGAAUUUCUCCCCUCAUGCCCAACAUAUUGGAGUAAACAGGGAGCACCUUAGGUUGAUGUUUUUGCAAUCCAUAGUCCCCUGCUUGCUUGCCAAACUGGAAUGGCAAUAGAAGCAGCAUCAAAAAGGUUCCAACAAGCUUUUCAAUCCUCUCUCGCAGGGAUGUCCUGUAGGAGUGAGAAGGGCAGUUCAGUUGCUGAGCGUACGAGCGAGCGUACGAGCAAGACGGAAGGACCACCAGAAGUGGCAGUAUGGACACAUGUCAGUUAGGAAAUGGAUUUGUGACCCUGAAGCCAUCAAAUCGCUUCACAGAGACCACUGAACAGCUAAAGACGGUAAUGAUUUUAGGUCAUUAUAGAACAGGGCCUGACCUAAUUUAUAGCCUGAGGUUAAAAGCUUAUCUAGCCUCUUAAUGAUUUUUGAGCUACUCAGACCCCCUCCUAUUCCGUAGAGCUUUCUGAGUGUCACAGAAAUGGGUAGCGCUAGGGUAAUUUGCAACACAGACUAUGCUAAAAAUUGUAUUUCCGAGGCUAUAGCUUGGGAUGCAACCCACCCUAUCUGCUGGAUUCGAAUCGCAGGGCUGGCUGUGUUACCUUUUUUGUUCUUGUUUUUGGUCAUAUUAGCAUACUGUGUGCCAGUGGCAGAAGUGAAUGCAAGAUUCACUGCCUGAUCAGCAAUAGAGCCAGGCCUUUAAAGCACAGAUCAGUUAGCAGUAGUUCCAGGUAAACCAGCGAGCAGUGACGUUUGCCUCUGCACAACCACAGUUAUCUGUGGCUGCUUGUUUUGCCCCAUCUACAGGAAUCCUGCCAAAGUGAAUGCAGUCCUGAUAAGCACCUGGGUAUUAAUGCCUGUAUUGUCCCAGCUGCAGGUGAUGUUUUUCUCCGUAAUUUUUAACCAUACAAGCUGAAAAAAAAUGUAAUUUGCAAAUGAGUCUUUCUCUUCCCUCAAAGCCCCGCAAUUUCCCCUCCCCAUUUUUCCCCAGGUGUCUAUUCUGCAGACUGGAUUGAGAGAGUUGUACUAUAAUGAGUAAUUUUAUAUUCAAAUGGUUUACUGAGCAUGAUUUGUUUUGUACAUAUUGGAAUAUGAUUUAACUUAUUUUUAUUGCCCCUUUUCAUCUUAAGCUUUCUUUGUAAGAAAAAGACAAAAAUCCCCACCCUCUCUCAAUGCAAAGUUCCUCUAUGUUUGUGUGUGGUCUGCCAGGCGAACAUGCAACAGCCACAGGAUUUUUCACCGGUCCUUACUGGUAUCUGAUUUUAUUUUUCAUUGUCAUUUGCUUUAGUCUGAGGCUUUGCUUAUAUUGUCUCUUCUUUCCUCUCUGCUGCACAAGCUGCACAGGAAAGGGCAAUGCAAGCAGGACUUUCUUUUCCUCCCUCCCUCCUUCCUCGUGUGCUUUAUAUACCAAGGAACUCAGUUCUUACCUUCUAGGAGUUGUGUGACUGAGGGUAAAAAAAUAAAAAUGUCCCCCCACCCUCCUUUCCCCCCUCCACAUUGUAGAUCAAACAGAUUCAGCUUCUCUGAAAGUGCUUGUGGCUGGAGUCAUUCCAUUGGGCUGAAUGUGUAUGGUUUGCACUUUUUUUUUUCACGUCAGGAACUUAUAAACAACAAAAAAUAAAACUGUUAAACUUGAGCCAAGUAACACUUAAAGCUUUAUAUAUUUAUUUAUAGCAUCUUACAAAAAAGUGUUAAAAGGAUUUUUUUUUCCACAAGAAAAAUUGGAUUAAAAAAUAAUCAUCUAAUUGUUUUUGUCUAGAUCAAGAAUGAAUGUUAGCAGAUGAAAUAAACCCUAAAACUGAG
Dromaius novaehollandiae (emu) is the source of this 7961-nucleotide messenger RNA. It is a transcript of the gene HS6ST1, whose product is annotated as heparan sulfate 6-O-sulfotransferase 1. The record is from RefSeq and is a predicted model, not a curated record. NCBI's taxonomy places the organism in Eukaryota, Metazoa, Chordata, Aves, Casuariiformes, Dromaiidae. Gene Ontology annotation, cellular component: membrane. The transcript is spliced from 2 exons. Gene Ontology annotation, molecular function: heparan sulfate 6-sulfotransferase activity. The coding region runs from base 534 to 1760 and encodes 408 amino acids.